GGUAGACAACCACCAUAUAAACGCCACAGAAGGAAAAAGACGAGUGGCAGCAUACUCAUUGAAGCGUUCAGUCUGUGCGGAAGUACUACCCGAAGAAGCUAGCUGAAAGGAAAACGUCCACUAUGGCUGAGGCGCACAACUUGCAGGACCUACAACAUCAAGCAGCCGUCGCCUCCAAAGUGUAUGUCCAGAGGGACUACAACUCGGGUACAAUCUGCAGGUUCCAGACCAAGUUCCCCUCUGAGCUGGAGGCUAGGGUUGACAGGCAACAGUUUGAGGAGACGAUGCAGACGCUCAACAACCUCUAUGCUGAGGCUGAGAAAAUUGGUGGCAAGUCUUACCUGGAGGGCUGCUUGGCCUGCAUGACCGCCUACACGAUCUUCCUCUGUAUGGAGACCCAUUAUGAGAAAGUAUUGAAGAAGAUCGCUAGGUUCAUCAAGGAGCAGAAUGAGAAGAUCUACGCUCCUCUGGGACUGCUGCUUACGGACCCAAUAGAGAGAGGUCUCAGGGUUGUUGAAAUCACCAUCUUUGAGGAUCGAAGCAUUGGCUCCGGAAGAUAAACCACACCAAAGGAUGGCCUAUUUCACCUGGUGCUUCCCAAUUGUCUCACCACACCAUCAAUGAUUCCUUAUGGAUGUAGAUAUAAUUGUUUUUAUUUAUUUCACAUACGAGAUGGGAAAUGUGCACUAGUAGCCUAUAUUCCAGAGAGACCAACACUCCCUGUUUUUACAUGUUUAUUGAGAUGAUUCAUUUUAACGUGAAAAGUCUUAUUCUAGUUAAGCAAGACCACACCUUUAGUAUAAAGGGUGCCAUUUUGUUUUAUAUUGCCAUUUUUUAACCCUUACUCGUAAUUAAAGGUGCACUGUGUAAUAGGUCAAUGCAAAUAGCCCUUAAAGGUAUAUUUCACCCACAGUUUUUAAACCUGUGUUUUAAAAUAUCCUCUCUGCUUCACCAAAAUGUACAUAAUUAGUCAAAUGGUUCCUUACCUUGACAGUAGUCUAUGGGCCAGGAGAAACUGUAAUCCCCCACAAUUCAGAUGUUUACUUUAGCAUAUACAAUGAGAGGGAAUGGGGCAGUGCUAGCAUGUUCCAAACUCAUGGAUUCUCAUUCCUGGAGUUUACAAACGAUAACGAUGUACAGUAACAGCACAUUUUCUGAGUUAUGGUUUGCUACUUCAGUUACUUCUAAGUUGUACUUCUCAAUAACCAACUAUAAGCUUUUGCUAAAAUGUUGCUGCUCCUUUUGUAUGUAUACUGAACAAAAAUAUAAAUGCAACUAUUUCAACAAAAUUACUGAGUUACAAUUCAUAUAAUGAAAUCAGUCAAUUGAAAUAAAAUAAUUAGGCCCUAAUCUAUGGUUUUCACAUGACUGGGCAGGGGUGCAUCCAUGGGUGGGCCUGAGAGAGCAUAGGCCCACCCACUGGGGAGCCAAGCCCAGCCAAUCAGAAUGAGUUUUUCUCCACAAAAUGGCGUUAUAACAGACAGAAAUAUUUCUCAGUUUCAUCAGCUGUCCGGAUGGCUGGUCUCAGACGAUCCCGUAGGUGAAGAAGCCGGAUGUGGAGGGCCUCGGCUGGCGUGGUUACAUGUUGUGAGGCCGGUUGGACGUACUGCCAAAUUCUUCAAACAAUGUUGGAGGCGGCUUAUGGUAGAGGAAUGAACAUUAACUUAUUUGGCAACAGCUCUGGUGUAAAUUCCUGCAGUCAGCAUGCCAAUUGAGACAUUGGUGGCAUUGUUUUGACAAUAUUUUGGUGGCCUUUUAUUGACCCCAGUACAAGGUGCACCUGUGUAAUGAUCAUGCCCUUUAAUCAGUGUCUUGAUAUGUCACAAGUGUCAGGUGGCUGGAUUAACUUGGCAAAGGAGAAAUGCUCACUAACAGGGAUGUAAACAAAUGUGUGCACAAAAUUAGAAAUGUUUUUGUGUAUGGAUCUUUUAUUUCAGCUCAUGAAACAUGGAACCAACACUUUACAUGUUGCGUUUAUAAUUUUGUUCAGUGUAAUUGUCAGAAGAUAACAUAUUGAUUUGGUGUGUGUACUUUUGAUAAGCCUUGUAGGCUAUUUGAUAUGAACUUGUUUCGUAUGCAGCGUUGUGUGGGUUUGUAUUAUGGUUUCUGUUCUAUAGUGACAGUUCACCAGUGUUUAAGCACACAGGUUGCCUGUUAUUGCCAAUAAAGAAUCAGGUUUUCACAUUAGCUAGUUUUAAUUUAUUUAGCUUGACUAAAUGUGAAUUGACAGGAAUUGUGACUCCAACCCUGACUGUGGUUCAACAUAAUUAUGGAGUUUCUAGACUACCCCCUAUCCUUGAUAUUGUCCAAUAUGUGUAAAUAAUUAUUGACCGCAAAUCCACCACAGAAACCUUGAGCAUGCGUUGAAUCCCAAGACAGGAAUUAAAAGCCAAUCUAUUGUUUGUUCUUGUUAUUAUAUGUAGUGUAAUGUGUAUCUACAAAUAAACUAUUUUCUUGAAUAAUC
This is a messenger RNA of Oncorhynchus tshawytscha (Chinook salmon), 2464 nucleotides long. RefSeq names its product golgin A7 (gene golga7). Gene Ontology annotation, cellular component: palmitoyltransferase complex; Golgi stack. Gene Ontology annotation, biological process: protein targeting to membrane; peptidyl-L-cysteine S-palmitoylation; Golgi to plasma membrane protein transport. Lineage: Eukaryota; Metazoa; Chordata; Actinopteri; Salmoniformes; Salmonidae. Bases 123 to 560 code for a protein of 145 amino acids. The record is from RefSeq and is a predicted model, not a curated record. The transcript has 6 exons.